AUGAGCCACUACACCCCCGACCAACUCGAACUCGUCCUUACCAACAUCGAGCGGGACACCGAGGACUGGGAGAAGACCGCCCCGCCGCUCCUCGACGAGGAAAUCGCCGACCCCGCGUGGCCCGUCUCCGCCCAAUCCACAGAGGUCGCAGCAUCCAUCUCCGCUCCGGGCGACCUCGAGCCCGAAGCCUUCGUCGCGACACACGCGGACGCGCGCGGGUGCCCGUUCGCCUUCGUCCGCGCGCUGCGGCUCUACAUGCGCGUGGUCGCGCUCAAGGUCCCUCCCAUGAUCGGGGAGGAGAAGGAGAAGAUGCUGGUUGCGCUGAGGAGGUACGAGAGGACGAUGGAGCGUGUGGUGUGGCGCGCGAUGCUGGAGCUGGAGGUGGUCGAGAGGUACCAUGUGGCGUUUUGCCGGCGGCGGCUGGGGCUGGACGGGGAGGAGGAGGGGGAGGUACGGGAGUGGGGUGCGGUGGAGGGGCAGGGAGGAGAGGCGUGGAGGAAAAUCGAUAGGGAGCUGUUGUGGGAGAAGAUACAUGAGGUCGAGGCGAAGAGGAGCGCGUAG
This is a messenger RNA of Gloeophyllum trabeum ATCC 11539, 561 nucleotides long. RefSeq lists its product as uncharacterized. Bases 1 to 561 code for a protein of 186 amino acids. The transcript has a single exon. The record is from RefSeq and is a predicted model, not a curated record. NCBI's taxonomy places the organism in Eukaryota, Fungi, Basidiomycota, Agaricomycetes, Gloeophyllales, Gloeophyllaceae.